Molecule: messenger RNA, 5993 nt
Organism: Anarrhichthys ocellatus (wolf-eel)
Lineage: Eukaryota; Metazoa; Chordata; Actinopteri; Perciformes; Anarhichadidae
Gene: nos1
Product: nitric oxide synthase 1 (neuronal)
Exons: 29
Coding region: 319-4581 (1420 amino acids)
Biological process (GO): nitric oxide biosynthetic process
Molecular function (GO): calmodulin binding; nitric-oxide synthase activity; FMN binding
Source: RefSeq, a predicted model, not a curated record
AUGCCCGCGCACGGCUCUCUCUCCCAGCUCGUCACCGUGCCUCCCGCUGCUCUGCAUUUAUAAGGCGCCCCGGUGCGCCAGAAAAGGCACAAGCGUGCCUCGUCUCUAGAGAGGCAGAGCGCGUCGUUGCGGCUUGGAGACGUUUUAUUGUUUGUCGUGCAGCCGCUGCUGAGGAAGAGACGCAGGAGCGCAGGAGUUUUAUCCCAAGUUCGCUGCAGCAGGUCGUUGUGACAGCGACCUUGUUCUCAGGGGGAAACAUCCCUGGGGACACACAUAUUCUCACUCGCACACACACAAUAGGACACACACACAGGCACCAUGCAGGAGUCAGAGCCCACAGUCUGCCAGCUGCAGCCCAACAUCAUCUCGGUGCGUCUUUUCAAAAGGAAGGUCGGUGGUCUGGGCUUUCUGGUGAAGCAGAGGGUGUCCAAGCCGCCUGUCAUCGUGUCCGACCUCAUCCGCGGCGGUGCUGCAGAGGAGUGCGGCCUUGUGCAGGUGGGCGACAUAGUCUUGGCUGUCAACAACAAGCCCCUGGUGGACCUGUCCUAUGAACGGGCCCUGGAGACGCUGAAGAACGUGUCACCCGAGAGUCACGCCGUGCUGAUCCUCCGUGGGCCCGAGGGCUUCACCACCCACCUGGAGACCACCCUGUCUGGAGAUGGCCGCCAACGCACAGUGAGGGUCACACGUCCCGCCAUCCCACCUUCAAAGUCCUACGAGCACUGCUCCCCCCUCAGCCCAUUCAGCCCCGGGCAGCAGGUCAACAAGGAGCCCCAGCUCAGGGCCAUCGAGAACCUGUCAUCUCCGUCAAUCACCCAGUCCCUCCUGCAGAAGGGAGGCGUGCAGGCCCAGGACGGGAGCCGCGGAGGUCUCCUGUGCAACGGGCUGGAGGAGAACAACGCGCUGCUGAAGGAGAUCGAACCAGUGCUGCGCCUCAUCAAAAACAGCAAAAACGAGAUCAACGGAGAAGGCCAGAGGAAUGCGGGGAGAAGAGAUGCUGAGAACCAAGUGGCCCGGGACCUUGGCGUGGGAAAUGGCACGUCUCCCCAGCUGGCGUCAGAUAACAACAGAAUGCUGGAAAACAUGCCGGUGGAGCUCCACAACGCUGACACUGACAAGCCGCCGGCUGAAGACAGGACGUCGCCCACUAGGUCACUGCAGAACGGCAGCCCCUCCAAAUGCCCCCGCUUCAUCAAGAUCAAAAACUGGGAGACUGGCACCGUCUACAGCGACACGCUCCACCACAGCUCCAGCAAGCUGCCAAUCUGCUCUGAAAAUGUGUGCAAUGGCUCUGUGAUGAUGCCCAACCAGCACGUCCGCAAACCAGACGAGGUCCGAACCGAAGAGGAGCUUCUUCCACUGGCCACUGACUUCAUAGACCAGUACUACACCUCCAUCAAAAGGUUUGGCUCUAAGGCCCAUGUGGACAGGCUGGAGGAGGUGACCAAGGAGAUUGAAGCUUCAGGAACUUACCAGCUGAAAGACACCGAACUGAUUUAUGGGGCCAAGCACGCCUGGAGGAACGCUUCCCGAUGCGUCGGGAGGAUCCAGUGGUCCAAACUACAGGUUUUUGAUGCUAGAGACUGCACAACAGCUCAUGGAAUGUACAACUACAUCUGCAACCACCUCAAGUACGCCACCAACAAAGGCAACCUGAGGUCGGCCAUCACCAUAUUUCCUCAGAGGACAGAUGGCAAGCAUGACUUUCGAGUGUGGAACAAUCAGCUGAUUCGUUAUGCUGGCUACAGACAGCCUGAUGACAAUAUCCACGGAGACCCCGCUAAUGUUGAAUUCACUGAAAUCUGCGUGAAGCUCGGAUGGAAAGCUCCGAAGGGUCGCUUCGAUGUCCUGCCCCUCCUGCUUCAAGCCAGUGGGAACGACCCUGAGCUGUUUGAGAUGUCUGAAGACCUCAUCCUGGAGGUGCCGUUCACACACCCAAAGUACGAGUGGUUCAAGGACCUGGACCUGAAGUGGUACGCCCUCCCAGCUGUCUCCAACAUGCUGCUGGAGAUCGGUGGUCUGGAGUUCACUUGCUGCCCCUUCAGUGGCUGGUACAUGGGCACAGAGAUUGGCGUGAGGGACUUCUGCGACAGCUCACGCUACAACAUGCUGGAGGAAGUUGCUAACAGGAUGGCCUUAGACACCAGGAAGACUUCCUCCCUUUGGAAAGACCAGGCACUGGUAGAGAUCAACAUUGCUGUUCUCUACAGCUUCCAGACAUGCAAAGUGACCAUAGUAGACCACCACUCGGCCACAGAGUCCUUCAUGAAGCACAUGGAGAAUGAGUACCGGGUGCGAGGUGGCUGUCCCGGGGACUGGGUGUGGAUUGUGCCUCCCAUGUCGGGAAGCAUCACACCGGUUUUCCACCAAGAAAUGCUCAACUACCGCCUCACCCCGUCCUUUGAGUACCAGUCUGAUCCCUGGAAUACCCACGUGUGGAAAGGAGUCAAUGGGACACCCACUAAGAAAAGAGCCAUCGGAUUCAAGAAGCUUGCCAAGGCUGUCAAGUUUUCAGCCAAGCUCAUGGGCCAUGCCAUGGCCAAGAGGGUGAAAGCCACCAUACUGUUUGCCACAGAGACGGGCAAAUCGCAAGAUUAUGCCAAAACUCUCUGUGAAAUCUUCCAGCACGCUUUCGACGCAAAGGUCAUGUCAAUGGACGAAUAUGAUGUGGUGGACCUGGAGCACGAGACGCUGGUGCUAAUGGUGACCAGCACAUUCGGCAAUGGUGAUCCACCAGAAAAUGGAGAGAAAUUUGGAGCUGCCUUAAUGGAGAUUCGCCACCCAACAUCCAACACAGAAGACAGGAAGAGCUACAAGGUCCGUUUCAACAGCGUGUCCUCCUACUCUGACACUCGCAAGUCCUCCAGCGACGAGCCAGAGGUUAAGAUUAACUUUGAGAGCACCGGACCUCUCGCUAAUGUCAGGUUUUCAGUGUUUGGCCUUGGCUCCAGGGCCUACCCACACUUCUGCGCCUUUGCCCACGCUGUGGACACGCUGUUUGAAGAGCUUGGGGGGGAGCGCAUCCUACGCAUGGGGGAAGGAGAUGAGCUGUGUGGCCAGGAGGAGUCGUUCAGAACCUGGGCCAAGAAGGUUUUUAAGGCUGCCUGUGACGUGUUCUGUGUUGGCGAUGAUGUGAACAUCGAGAAGGCCAACGACUCCUUGAUCAGCAACGACCGCAGCUGGAAGAAGAGCAAGUUCCGCUUGAUGUACACGGCCGAGGCCCCAGCCCUCAUAGAAGCAUUCAACAGUGUUCACAAGAAGAAGGUUUACGGAGCAAAGAUGCUAGAAUCUCAAAACCUGCAAAGUCCCAAAUCCAAUCGCUCCACCAUAUUUGUGCGGCUCCACACAAACGACAACGACAGGCUGAGCUACCAGCCCGGCGACCAUCUGGGCAUCUUCCCUGGCAACCACGAGGACCUUGUAACAGCUCUCAUAGAUAAACUGGAGGACGCUCCACCUGUCAACCAAAUUGUGAAAGUGGAGUUCCUGGAGGAGAGGAACACUGCCCUAGGUGUCAUCAGUAACUGGACAAAUGAGACUCGCAUCCCUCCCUGCACCAUCUACCAGGCCUUCCAGUACUUCCUGGAUUUCACCACCCCACCGAGCCCUGUGCUACUGCAGCAGUUUGCUGCUCUGGCAACCAAUGACAAACAGAAAAAGAAACUAGAGGUCCUCAGUAAGGGCUUGCAGGAGUAUGAAGAGUGGAAGUGGUACAACAAUCCGACAGUGGUGGAGGUGCUGGAGGAGUUCCCCUCCAUCCAGAUGCCCUCCACUCUGCUGCUCACCCAGCUGCCCCUGCUGCAGCCCCGCUACUACUCCAUCAGCUCCUCUCCAGACGUGCACCCAGCAGAGAUCCACCUCACCGUCGCUGUGGUCUCUUACCGUGCCAGAAAUGGAGAGGGCCCUAUCCACCAUGGAGUGUGUUCGUCGUGGCUCAACAGGAUAGAGAAGGGGGAGAUGGUGCCGUGUUUUGUCCGGGGUGCAGCAUCAUUCCACCUUCCCAAAGACAACCAAGCACCUUGUAUCCUGGUGGGACCAGGUACAGGUAUCGCCCCGUUCAGAAGCUUCUGGCAACAGAGACUAUAUGACCUGGAACACAACGGAAUCAAGUCGUGCCCCAUGAUCCUGGUGUUUGGUUGUCGUCAGUCUGAGAUGGACCACAUCUACAAGGAGGAGACCAUGCAGGCCAAGAACAAAGAAGUGUUCAAGGAGCUCUACACGGCCUAUUCCAGAGAACCCGGCAAACCAAAGAAAUAUGUACAGGAUGUACUGCGCGAGCAGCUGUCGGAGAUAGUGUACCAGUGCCUGAGGGAGGAGGGGGGACACAUCUACGUGUGUGGGGAUGUAACCAUGGCUGGGGACGUUCUCAAGACCAUCCAGGCUAUCAUCAAGCAGCAGGCCAACAUGACGCACGAGGAUGCCGGCUUCUUCAUCAGCAAGCUGCGGGAUGAGAACCGCUACCAUGAGGACAUCUUUGGGGUCACCCUGCGCACCUAUGAGGUCACCAACCGGCUUCGUUCAGAGUCCAUAGCCUACAUUGAGGAGAGCAAAAAGGAGUCGGAUGAGGUUUUCUGCUCGUAGGUCUGUGAAUCGGGGGGGCUUUCUGACAACGACCACUCUGGAGGACACAGCAACGCUGGUUAAAAAAUACUGUGCCAAUUUUUGUACUGUAAAAAAAAGAAAAGUGUUUCUUUCUUCUUUCUUUUUUAUACCACUUUAUUGUUUCUGUUGGGCUCCGCGAUUUCGUCUGUAGCAAAUGUUCUGUUCUCUCGUUGAUGAUACUUCCAAAAAUUAUAAAUUGAUCAUUUCGAUUCAUAAUGUGUGCACCUAGUGUAAUGACCUGCCUCAUUGUGAAUGCAUGACCAAGACGAGAAUAUACUCAAGAAAUAUAUAAUAUACUGUGUGUUAUUGUUACAGUGAAAAGGCUUUCAUUGAGGUUUUAUAUUGACGAGGAAAAGUGUGGCAUUGAUGACAAACUCAGACAUUUCUGAAGUACGAAUUAAGUCGACUUUAUGUUUCAGAAAAGAAGCGGGGCUGGUUGAAUAUAUUUGGGCUGUACAUUUUUUUUUUAAUCAUCAAAGGCUGUAGUUUCCAGGAAAGGGGAAACGUAAUUGAAAGAUGUACAGGCAUGCGAAAAGAACAACUGAAAGACAGAUUUUCUGCACGCAAAUUUGCCGCGUUGACAGGUCGCCCUGAAUUAUGAAAACCAGUGAUUCUGUCACAGCCUGAACUAACAUAUUAUCUAUCUCUUCACUGGCAGUUCAUCACAAUGCAUAAGCCUCUGUGCCAGCUCUCUUUGUAGUGGCCUGGCCAUACUCUCCCUUACAUCAUAAUGUUGUCAUGUGUCCCAGCUGGUGCUUGCCCAACCCACAGCAGCUGGGUAGGAAUGUGCAGGGCAGCCAUUGAGGAAGAAGUCUGAACCAGAGUCGGUACAUAUUUAAAUAAACUCUUGGGUAAUGACAAAUAUAAUAACUUUAAACUUCCUCGUGGCUCUCGGAUUUUAGUAUAUCUUAGUAUUGAUGUGUUGACUAUAACGGAGGGGAAAUUCAAUGUGUCAAAUCAUAUAAUCACUGUGGAGGGACAUUGUUUUGAAAAACGUGUUUUGCUGAGAGUUGGAGCCGAUUAGCCAGCAUUCAGACUGAAAAAGGAGAGUGUUGCAUUGGUGGGGGGCGUGUUUCAGGUAUCAGUCUGAACGCAGCCUUAGCUUAGCAUAAAAACUAGAAAAAGAGGGAAAUGCAACAAUGCCUCCCUACUAAUAAAAUUGAAAUGUAUCAUAGUCAUUAUAGACAUUAUAUAUGCGUGCUGAAUAUUAACAUGUUAUACCUCAUUUGUUUAAGCCGCACACAAACCAAAGUAAAGAAAAUGCUCAGUCUUUCUUUAAUUAGUGAGCUUCAGAGGUGCUGGUAGGAAGAUUUAGUUGUAAUUGGAUAGAGCCAAGCUAACUGUUUCCCCCUUUUCCAGUCUUUAUGCUAAGCUAAGCUAAGCUAGGGCUU